Molecule: messenger RNA, 1013 nt
Organism: Aphis gossypii (cotton aphid)
Lineage: Eukaryota; Metazoa; Arthropoda; Insecta; Hemiptera; Aphididae
Product: keratin, type II cytoskeletal 2 epidermal-like
Exons: 4
Coding region: 102-821 (239 amino acids)
Source: RefSeq, a predicted model, not a curated record
AACCUCUAUUCCGCUCAAUGUCACCACCACAUGCCAACGUUCUGAGUAUAAAACACAACUGCACCGUGUAUAGUUGUUAAAUCAUAUUAUUAAACAUCGCUAUGCAUUUCAAAGUGACAUAUACCACAUGGCUUGUAGCCGCAUUAUUUAUAAGUCAAACUAUAUGCCAAGAAAAAGCGGCUGGUGACGGACACGGUGGGGGCGGAGGCAGUGACAGUAGCCACGGCGGUGGUGGUGGCGGUAGCGGCGGAAGUGGCGGCAGUGGCGGUGGCGGCAGUGGCGGAAGUGGCGGCGGUAGUGGUGGUGCAGGUGGCGGUAGUGGUGGUGCAGGUGGCGGUAGUGGUGGUGCAGGUGGCGGUAGUGGUGGUGCAGGUGGCGGUGGCAGUGGUGCUGGCAGUGGCAGUACCAUGCCUGUUGCUAUGAACGGGAUGUCGGGAAUACAAUUGCCUUUCCCGUUUUUCCCUCCAUUCGGAUGUGACACGAUAUGCCAACCAAUACAAUUUCAAGUAAUUCAGCAACAAGUACAAGAUGUGGUAUCAAGACCUGCGCCUACGACCCAGCCACCGACCACACACCCUCCGACGACCACGCCACCGCCGAGAACCACAACACAAGCACCAAGGCCCCCGGCACCAACGACCACGUCAUACACUUCGCAAACGAUCAUUAUGUACCCGAACUGGUGCCAGGGAUGGUGCAAAUUUUUCUAUCAACCACCACCACAGCCGGUGUAUUACCAACCGAACUGUCUACUAUUUUCAUGGAUGGGUUUAGGAUCGGGAAUGGCCAUGGGAAUGCCAACCACUUCCACACAUAUGUGAGACUUACGCACGGUCAUCCGCAGCGUUAAAAAGCAUUCAAUUGCAUGACAAAAACUAUCGUUAUCGUAACAAUCCCAUCGUGUACUUGCGUAUAGUAUAUAUAUUAUAAUUUUUACUAUUAUUUUUUUUUUAUUAUUUAUAUGAUACAAUGUUAACAAUACUAUUGAUAAUAAAAAAAACAAUUUUAAAUAA